CAUCAUCUUUGUCGUCUCCAUCAUCUCUUUCAUCUCCUUCGAUAUCGCCACUUCUCUUUGUAUCUCAUCAAGCCUCAUCCGUGUCUUAAAAUCAACUCCUGGUUCUCUCUAAAUCUCAUCAUUGAGCCUUGAAUCGCUUUCGCCACCACGCCGACAUGUGCCGCUUCAUCGUGUACAAGGGCGCCGAGCCGAUCCAAGUCUCGCAUCUGGUUACGCGCCCCCGGCACAGCAUCACCAACCAGGCAUUUGAGAGCAAGCUGCGCUUCCCUUCUUCCCGGCCCAUGAACGCGGAUGGCUUUGGGAUCGGGUGGUACGACCCCAUCCUUGCGGAGGUGCCCGUGCACAGCGAUAGCGCGCCUGCAGUAACGCCGGCGUCAGUGUCACCGCCCCCGGCUGUUCCGGGCCCUUCUCUCCCUUCCAUGCUGCGGACUGGUACGCCUGCUCCCGCCUCCCCGCUUGUCCCGAUAGACGGUGCCGUAAUUCCGCCAGAAAGCGAAACGGAGGAGAUUGCAGAGGAGUCUACACGGGCGCGUGAAGUUGCAAAGCUGCGCGAGGAGGAGCGGGAGCACGAAAUCGAGAAGCCGUGCAUAUUCAAGAGUAUCUCUCCGGCGUGGAGUAAUGCCAACCUCACUCGUCUAGCGGAGAAGCUGCGGAGCCAUCUCGUGUUCGCCCACGUACGCGCGUCCACUAUGGCUGGCGCGCCAAGUGAGGACAACUGCCACCCGUGGAUUUUUGACAGGUUGAUGUGGAUGCACAACGGCGAGAUUAGCGAUUUCCCAAAGAUUAAGCGCGCACUGCAGGCCAGUCUGCCUGAGGAGCUCUUCCUCUAUCCCUCAGGCUACACCGACUCGGAGUGGGCCUUCAUGGUGUUCCUUUCAAUGCUCAAGGACCCGCACGCGCGCAGUUUUACGCAUGUGGAGCUCCGCGAGGCAAUGAUGAAGACGAUUCAGUUUAUCAACAAGCUCUGCAAGGACGCAGGUGUCUCGGGGCCAAGCCUUAUGAACUACGUCGUAACGGACGGACACACGGUCGUGGCGACGCGUUACAUCAGCAGCCGGACGCAGGAGGCAUCGUCCCUCUUCUUCUCGAGCGGAACCAGCUUUGACGAGUACGAGCCCAACGCGGGCUUGUAUCGCAUGACCAAGGCGGACAAGCGCGAGCGCAUCAUCAUGAUCGCGAGCGAGCCGCUCACGUUCGAGCGAGCCGACUGGGUCGAGGUCAAGACCAACAUGAUGAUUGUCAUCACGCCAAAGAUGAACCUCCUCCAGAUCCCCAUCAUUGACGAAUACUGGGUCGCACCGCAGGACCCGGCGAGCCACGCUCGCUCACCCGAUCUCGCAAUCCAGCUCGGCUUCGGGCACGGCUUCGCAUACCACAACGUGGCAGCGACAGCCUAGUUAUCACACCUAUCAUCUUUCUCUGUACCACUUGUCCAUCUGUAUGCAUGUUCCUACUACCCCA
Messenger RNA from Cutaneotrichosporon oleaginosum, 1461 nucleotides. NCBI's taxonomy places the organism in Eukaryota, Fungi, Basidiomycota, Tremellomycetes, Trichosporonales, Trichosporonaceae. The record is from RefSeq and is a predicted model, not a curated record.